Messenger RNA from Siniperca chuatsi (mandarin fish), 6612 nucleotides. It is a transcript of the gene arhgap22b, whose product is annotated as rho GTPase-activating protein 22. Gene Ontology annotation, biological process: activation of GTPase activity; signal transduction. Gene Ontology annotation, molecular function: GTPase activator activity. Lineage: Eukaryota; Metazoa; Chordata; Actinopteri; Centrarchiformes; Sinipercidae. Gene Ontology annotation, cellular component: focal adhesion. The transcript has 7 exons. The record is from RefSeq and is a predicted model, not a curated record. The coding region runs from base 1721 to 3652 and encodes 643 amino acids.
UGAUCACUUUUAAAAACACAGACAGAAUGGAUGACUGCAGUUAAUUCUCACCCUGAUGUCUCUAUUCCUGGUGUCAAACUACUGUACCUGACUUGGGAAAUGUGAUCAAGAGUUUGCUGUCAAUCUAUACCAGUUCACCGUUGGUUUAAAUUCAAAAAUAGAGGACAGGCUGCUUCUUACUGUGGCGAGUAAUAAAGUACAAGGAUCAGCAGAGAACAAAUGUACUAGAUGCAGUUUAGCCUGUGAACUUUAAUCCAGUCAAGAUGAGUUUCCUUUACUCCUAAAAAGUCUAUUUGUCCUCUCCAUGCAGCACUGAGCCUGUGGUUAAUUCUCACCCUGUCUGCUUUGGUUUGGCUGUCUAACUAGUGUACUUGACAGGAGGCCAGAAAUACAACCAGGCCUGCGUGGAUGUGAACUGGGACAUAAGGAGCAGCUGAACAGCAUGGUGUUGGGUUACAAAGGAGGUAUAUUAAUAGGGGGAUAAAUGUAGAAUAACACACCAAUGAUAUAGCGUAUGACUUCACUGGUCUCAUUUUAAACUUCAUUUUUAAUCAGCCAGGUUUAAGCUCUGUUGGCAGGUGCACCAACUACUAGAGCUACAACUAGUGAUGAUUAGCAUUUCAUCGUUAGUUUUGAUCAAUAAAGUAGAAUCGGAAAUUCUGCCAAUUUCCGUUUUCAGUCAAUUUUCAUAUUGUAUUUCAUAUGGUAUUUUUAAUUAGAAAUUUGCAGUUCUAAAAAAAAAAAGUUGUCAUCGAGUGAUUUUCUGUUGGUCAGUUUAUCGAUUAAUAGAGAAACAGAACUCCAAGAUGAGAGACGAUCCCUAAAAUGCCAUUUGAGGUCCUCGUGUUUAAUACUGACUUCAUAUUUUUUGUAUUAACACUGAAUCAAAUGACUAUUACACUGCUGAACCUAAGAAUUAUCAUCCAACUCUGUAGCCAUACUUUGUUUUUUAGCCUCAUUUAACUAACUGUUUUGGUAUUAUGGCACAUUUACUGUAUGGUUAGUCGUAGCCCUAGUUUGUACCUCUCAUGUAUUACCAUUACAUUCACAGAGCUAAGCUCCAAUUUUGAAAAAUAAAUAUCCAGCAAUCUUUCAAAAGCCUACAGGGUUGUUUAACAACACGUCCUGCUGUUCUGAAGCAUUUCAGAUUUCCUGUUUCCCAAGUUGCGACUCUAUUUCCUAAUCCAAACAAAGGUGGCCAUAAUUUGGUUAAUGCAGCUUGAAUUUUGUAAAUACUGUAUAGUGUUCUUUUAUGCAAUUCUAAUUUUGAAAAAAUGGUUUACUUAAAAUCUGAUAAAAAUGCAAAUAAAUUGUGGUGAGUUCAUUUGGAGGGAGGUGGGGGACAAGGAAGGUGGGGCCCCCUGAAUCCUACCCUGUAGCUACAUCCCUGUUCACACAUGUAAUACAUUUUCUCUCAGAGGUGGAGAGAAGCAUGAAAAUCAGUAACAUUCACAUGUGAAGGGUGGUGGUAAUCAGUUAUCCGCUGGGUUACCUCCUGCUGGCUCACAUGUCCAGCCUCCCUCUCAGAUUCACGGGGUCGGGGUGUCUGUCUCUCGGCUCCUGGUCCAGAAUAGAUCUGUCGCCAACUUAUAGACCCGUCGUUAACAGCAGCACUGCGGUCACAGCUCACUGACCCCCGUCUGCUGCCGUUUGUCUCAACUGAUCCGUCGUUUUCGUUCAGGAGUCUGUAAAUGUAGGACUCAUCUACCAGCGGAGUCAAAUGCCUGAACCGGAAUGGAUGAACUUGGUGAAAUGUGGGUUUGGGAUGUACGAGAAACGCUCUCUGCUGUGCAGCUCCUGUUCGGUGAAUUACUAUGAUUACUGCGAGCUGUCGGCCAGCUGCGACUGCUGCAGCCAGUCAACAGGGAUAUUUGGUCAGCGUUUAGAGGACACAGUGCAGUACGAGAAGAAGUUUGGCCCCCGGCUGGCCCCCCUGCUGGUGGAGCAGUGUGUGGACUUCAUCAGGGAGAGGGGUUUGGACGAGGAGGGUCUCUUUCGGAUGCCAGGACAGGCCAACCUGGUCAAAGAGCUGCAGGAGGCCUUCGACUGCGGAGACAAGCCUCUGUUUGACAGUAAUACAGACAUCCACACGGUGGCAUCCUUGCUAAAGUUGUACCUGCGAGAGCUGCCUGAACCAGUCAUUCCCUUCUCCAAAUAUGAAGACUUUCUAACCUGUGCACAGCUUUUGGCCAAAGAUGAGGAAGAGGGUGUACAGGAGCUUGGAAAUCAAGUUAGCACUCUACCUCUACCUAACUACAAUCUCCUCAAGUACAUAUGCAAAUUCCUUGAUGAGGUCCAGUCCCACUGUACUGAGAACAAGAUGAGUGUCCAGAACCUCGCCACAGUAUUUGGACCAAAUAUCCUUCGACCCAAGAUGGAGGACCCAGUCACUAUCAUGGAAGGCACCUCUCUGGUCCAGCACCUGAUGACAAUCCUCAUUAGGGAACACAACCGUUUGUACUCAGGGAGUGGCCAGGAGGGACCCAUUGUACCCCAAACAGAGCUCCCCGUCCAGGGGCAUCAGCUCCAGCAUCGCAGCCUGGGAGCCUGGAUCUCAGAGGAAGACCUCCAGAGCUGCCCAGUCUCUAACCCCGACCAAGAGCUGCACAGCAGCGCCUCAUCUCUGGAUGCCAAACUGUGUGCAGCUGUCACUCCCACCCAGACCCCUAACCUGAACCCUGGACAGAAACUGGGGUCUCCAUCGGGGAAAGGAGAGAUGGUGGUCAGCCCCAGUAAACAAGCCAAGGCCGUUCCUUCCUGGAAAUACACUUUCAAAAGCUCCUCGGCGCCUCGUUCCCAGCCGCAAGCCAAGCAAAGCAGCAGCGGCAGCUCCGUGGCGGAUAUCACUAGUGUAUCAUCUGGUGGGGGAGGUGGUGGUGGAGGUAACUGGCUCAUGAACGGUUUGUCCUCCUUGAGGGGACACCGGCGCACGUCAUCAGGUGAGCGGUCUGCCCGUGAUCGCGACUCCACCGGCUCCUCACAGAGACUGUCCACCUACGACAACGUCACCUCUUCUUCUAGCAUGGGGAGCGUUCCAAGUGUAGUCAGCACACCUUGGUCCACUUCCUCCUGCGAAAUCUCCGGCCCUGACUCGGGAAGUGAGCCCUCAGCGAGCCAGAACUGUGGAGUAGGGGGCGAAAGUGGGGAAAAAGGGGAGUGGAUGGAGAGCCAAAGGGAGAUUGACAGAGGAAGGGACGGAGGGAUGACGACAGACCCGAGCUCUGAGCAGGACAGUUGUGAGGCCAUGGAGCUGUGCAGUAGCAGCGCAGCCUGCAGCGAGAAUGGAAACAUGGCCAUGGCGGCCGUGGUGCCAUCCAUUAUCAUGUCCGAGGAUGGAGACGGGACAAAUGUAACACUGAGCAGUCUGGUGGAAGGACUGAAGGACGAGUUGAGGAAACAGAAGACUGCAUACGAGUCCAGGAUCCAAAAACUGGAGGAGUCCAGUGCUGCUCUGUGUGCGCAGAUGGAGCGUUUGGAACAAGAGAUGGAGCAGGAAAGGAAGAAGCAACGCAUGCUGGAGAUCAAACUACGAAACUCCGAGCGGGCACGGGAGGAUGCAGAGAACCGCAACCGGCUUCUGGAGAAGGAGAUGGAGGAUUUCUUUUCCACACUGGGAGAUCUGGCCCUGGGUGCAAGGACUAGUGACAUUUGAUACGGCAAAGCCACCCAUCUGUCUGUGGCCAAAACUGUCAGGGUUUAUAUUUCGGGGGUUGGGUGUUUUCAAGGGCUCACGUCCUCCUCGGUGCAUCAGGGCGUUCCUUCAGAAGAAGAAUAAAAUGAUAAAGGAACCGGCCAUAUUUGUGUACAUUCAGGACAAACUCAAAGGAAAUAUGGAGAUGACAGAGGAAAUUCUGAAGGACGCAAAUAUCAAAUUGGGACUGACUAUGUGGUCCUUGUCAGAAUCAUCUCCACAGAGCACCGAGUGGUUUUGACUUUCUUACGCAUGCUUGAAAUGGAACGUUAAGAUAAGAGGACAGCGCUGUUCUGAUUACACUGGACAAUAAGUCCAGGGUUUGUCUUGUGAAGGCAGUAUUUUAACAGUUCAGGUGCCUGCUUGUGACUGGUAGAACAUAAUGUAAUUUCUCUGACAUUCUCUAUACUGGAGAGCACUGACUUCUUCAACCACUACUUUACAUUGCGUGAAUGGAUUUCACGCUGCAACUGAAAGACUCAUUAGAGACGUUAAUGUUGAAUGCAGACAGCUGAUAUUUGUCUUUAUCUGAUAUUUAUCUUUAAGGAAUUGUGCAACAUUUUGGGAAAUACACUUAUUUGCUUUCUUGCCAAGAGUUAGAUGAGAAGUUUGAUACUACUCUCAUGUCUGUAGGAUACAUAUGAAGCUACAGCUAGCAGCCAGUUAGCCUAGCUUAACUUAGAGACAGAAAACAGGGUGAAAGGGUUAGCCUAGCGCUGACAUCAAAGUAAAAAAAAAAUAUGCUUACCAACAUCUCCAAAGCUAACUAAUUAACAUGUUAUAUUUUGUUUGCAUAAUUCUUACAAAACAAAGUGUAAAAACUACAAGCUGUGGUUUUUACGGGAGUUCUGGUCUUUAUGCCAGGCUAAGCUAACCUGCUCCUGGCUUUAGCUUUAUAUUUAGCAGAUUUUUUAUUUUAUUUUGGGCAGCGCUAGGCUAACUCUUCCAAUUGGUUUCUAUCAUAUCUUAAGCUAGGCUAACCGACUGCUUGCUAUAUCUUAUCCUACAGAUAUAAGAGUGGUACCAAUCUUCUCAUCUAACUCUCGGCAAAUAAAAGUAUUUCCCAAAAUGUCAAGCUAUUCCUUUAACUGUAGGGUCAGUUCAACCAAAUAAAAAAAAAAACAUAUUUUCUUACUUGCCUGUAGUGGUAGCUAGCUAUGCAAAUUGCUUUUUAUUGGGCCAGGUUUUGAAGUUACGAAAGAGUUCUGUGAAAUUUUCCAGAGUAACAGGUUUACUUUUUCUGAAAGGAGAUGUUGCAGAAUUCCAAAUCUUUUUUUUUUUUUUUUUUUUUUUUUUUUAAAUGUAGUUUUUAAUGCUAUGGGCACCAGAAACAAAAUUCAAAUCACCUCGAUUUUGUUAGGUCUCUGGCCGAAAUCUCAUAGAGGGAUAUCUCAAAACCAAUAAAACCAAAAAUUAUUUGGCUAGAAAACACUAGGGGUAAUCUAGAAAAUAUGUAUUUUUUUUUUGUAAUCUGAGUGAACUGACUGUUAAACUGUACAGUGGUAACAUUAGCAGACGUUCCUCCACUUGCAUUUAUCCUCCUAUCCUGUAUUUGUACUGAAGACAUUUUUUUCUGGAUGUUUUACUGUAGAAACAAAUGUGUAUAUCGUAACACAAAAGCAGGUUUAGAAAACUUUUCUAAAAUUUUUCUUUUUUGAUUUUCCAAACAGUUACUUUUGGAGCAAACCUGAAGCAGUAAUAGGUGGAACCUCUGCAAUAGCUGCCUCUGUACUUUCCUUUUCCUCAGGCCCUUUCAGUGCCUCUCAUCACCAUCUACAUGGUUUCCAUUUGAUGGCAAAGCCUCAGUCUUCGGUUCACUCCGAUCUUCGCAGAUGUCAAUAUACCUUUAAUGUACAGAUAAUACAACAGAACAAUUAUUCAAGCAUUUACAACUUAGCGCAUGCUGCCUAGGACACAGGACAUGUGGCUCAGUAGGUGAAGGCCAUUUACAGUACACAGUAAAUACCAAAGCUGGACCGCCUCAGCUGUUCGCUCACUAAAGAUCAGAUUGGCCUGCCUGGAAGCCAUGUUGAUUUUGGCACAUGAAGCUGAACACUGCCCUCAAAGAAACAAUGGAAUUUCCUGGUUGUGCCUUCAGGGAAGUGUUUUUAAAUAGGAAAAAUGUAGUGUUGCUUGCUUGUCCAGAGAUGUAGUGCAUAUAUUCGCGUAUAGUACACACAGUGGCUGCAUUGUUGGUUGUUUUUUUUUUGUUGUUUUUUUCAUAUGGCAACAAACUGCUGAAGAGGAAUAACUUGAUCUCCCUAGAAGGUGCCAAUUCUUGUGAAAGUGAAUUGUGAAUUGAAUGGAAGUUCUGAAUUAAGAAUGCAUCCUUGUAGUGAAUGUAAUGUGUUGUUGAUGAAACCAGCCCUAUGAAAAAAAUGUAAACGACUACCAGAGGGGGGGAAAAAAUGUAUAAUCAUUGGUGUUCAGUUCAUCCAGUUCUGCAACCCACAUUUUGAUCCCAAUCGUCUUACUUUGACUUCAGCUCUUGGUAAUGCUGGACAUGUGAUGUAUUAUGGGAUGCGUCAUGGGACUUGUUUCUUUAAGGGCCCGACAAACAGUAUAAUUACAAGUGAAAGUGUGCUUUUGGUUAGACAAUGUGACUCUUUUUUUAUGUUUUAUAAAGAAACAUAAAGCCAAUGUUUUUACAUUACGCUCUUUAAUUCCACAGGUUUACAAGGUAAUUGUCCUUUAAGGCUUUUUGACUACCACUACCACAGUUCACAAUAUGAUGGUAUAAAUCUAUUGCAGGUUCUCUGAUUCCAACAGUGACAUUUACUUCCCUUUAUGUAUGUCUCAUGACUAAGGCUAAAUGUUUCUUAUUGCUCUGCUGAUCAUCUAUGGUGCUUAUUUAUUAUGGAUUUCCACUAUUGUAAUGAAUGGACAUGUAUGGGAAUAAAGGUGACAAAGAUCAUCUGUAA